Eremothecium gossypii ATCC 10895 is the source of this 3033-nucleotide messenger RNA. RefSeq names its product Dal81p (gene DAL81). Lineage: Eukaryota; Fungi; Ascomycota; Saccharomycetes; Saccharomycetales; Saccharomycetaceae. The transcript has a single exon. The coding region runs from base 1 to 3033 and encodes 1010 amino acids. Gene Ontology annotation, biological process: DNA-templated transcription. The record is from RefSeq and is marked provisional. Gene Ontology annotation, molecular function: zinc ion binding; DNA binding; DNA-binding transcription factor activity, RNA polymerase II-specific. Gene Ontology annotation, cellular component: nucleus.
AUGCGGCAGCCGGACGGUAGUGUGCAACAAUGGGAUGGGGCAGAGGGCGGCGACACGCCGACGAUGCACACGAACAACUCAAUGCUGAGCUUCAAUGAUGACUACACGAGCUUACUGAAUAAUCUGACGAAUGCCGGCGUUGCGGCAGAGCGGGCGACACAGCCGUCGGAGCGAAACGCGCAUCGCGGCGGAGAUGGCCGGCAGAGCCUGGACCAGCUGCUGCAGCAGUACCAUGCGGUCGAAGAGAAGGUGGGCAACGGCGGGAGCGAGGGGCGGCUGCAGUUCGCGUCGGGAGAGCAGCCAGACACGCGCAAAGCGGCAGCAGGGGGCGAUGGGGCUGUGCCGGGCAACCAGUGCGACCACUGCAGGAGGCGACAGGUGAAAUGCGUGACCGUGGCGGAGCACUCAAACUGUCUCCAGUGCGAGACCAAAGGCAUCAAGUGCGUGUUUUCGGAGAUGCCAUCUGCGCGCAUGAAAAAGACGCUGCAGCAAGGGAUGCAGAACAAGCGAUCGCGCUCUGAGGAGAAUGGCGCCUGGAUACAGGAGCUCCUGAAGCGGACCAAGGGCAGCGUUCCAUCCAGCAGCGAAAGCAUUUCGCAGUUCUAUGCAGACCUGCUCCAGAAUCUAAAUUCUACCCUGGCGAAUACGCCGCCACCGCCGAUAUUUUCCAAGAAGAACCACGAGGCGGGCAUUCCGAUCCAUAGUGCAUCUUCACCUAGUGGCCCCGGACACUACUCAUAUGCCUCCAAUCCGCCGACGGCCGACGCCGUUGGCCGCAACGACUCGCAUCUCAACUCUGCUCUGGCCAAGUACCCACGUUCCUCUUUCUACGUGGGCCCCACGUCCAUGUUUGACGUGAACUUGGUGAAUCACAUGAAGCUGGACAAAAUAGAUCAGGUGCAGCUAUCCAACACACUGGCGCUGCGUAAAGUUGCGCCAGGUGUCCAGUUUGUUCUUCGCGCUGAUUUUAACCACCAAUUGUACUUGAAGAAUGAACGUGAUGUCGAUCUAGUUGAAAAACUUGUUCACCCUCACGGGAAGAUUCUAGUAGAUAUCUUCUUCAAGCUCAUACACCCGUAUUUCCCGAUUCUGCACGAGCGGGUGUUUCUGGAAAAGUAUUCCAAGUCAUAUCGCGAAUUGACAGCCCCCAUUCUCGCGUCUAUUUAUUCUCUAGCUCUCCAAUGGUGGGACUUUCACCCGCAGGCGGUUGGCUUCCAAAGACCAGACGUUAUUGACCAACUUAAUGAGAUAGCACUGCGUACUUUUUUUGAUGUUUUGGAACGCCCAAAACUCAGUAUCGUACAGACUGGCCUGUUGAUCCUGCAAUGUCGAAGCGAGUGUCCCAAUAAUUGGAUUCUCUGCUCUGAGGUUGUGGCGCUUGCGGAGGAUCUUGGCCUGGGUAUAGAUUGCAAGGAUUGGCGGCUUCCAAGCUGGGAAAGAGGGUUGAGGAGGAGGCUGGCUUGGGCUGUGUGGUAUCAAGACAAAUGGAUAUCUAUGCUAGAGGCAAGAUAUUCUCAUCUGAUAUUGGGCAGGAACUGGCUUGUGAAAAUGCUCUCUGACCAAGAUUUUCCAGCAAACUCUCCUGUCAUAAGUAACAGCCAAGAGAAGAGUAAUGCCAAUAUCGGCACGGGUAAAACAGCUCCUAGUAACAUAUCAGUGCUCGACCUUUCCCCAACUGAUGAGGAUUUUAAUAAUGGAAAACUUUUAUUCCGGCAGAUGGUUUCACUGAGCAUUAUUUUGGGUGAGAUAUUGGAUACAUUUUACACCCUCGGUGCAAUAAGCACAACAACAAAAAUUGAGCAAGUUUUGAAGCUGGCAAAGCCAUUACAGUUAAAACUUCGUGAGUGGUAUCAUUCGUUGCCUUCAAAACUUUCCAUGAACAAUUUUCAACCAAGAAAGUUCAAUAGUAAUGCAUCUUUAACGCUUGCAUACUUCGCAGCUGAAAUAACCCUUCACAGGAAAAUUAUUACCACCUUACAGCCUGACUCGCCGGGCGAUUUAGUUCAGGUUUGUCGCACCGCUGCCAAAACUAGGCUUAUUGCUGCGAUAGAGUUCGUUAGAGAUCUCAAAACGGAGCAUAUAAGCGCGUUCUGGUACUCGUGCACAACUGGAAAUCUAACAUUGAUAAGUACCUUUGCCGGUUUAUUAUAUGUUACAGCGCCAACGAAGGAGGACGCACAGGUUUUCCGUGAUUGCUUGCGCAAUUACGUGUGGAUAUUGAGAAUGGCAUCAAAAUCUUAUGAAAAGGCUGCGAACGCUUUGGAUAGAAUACAAAUGUUGUUAUCACAGAUCCCGGGUCUUUUGACCGACGAAGUGGCGCCACAGCAGUUUGCUCCACCGCGUUCGCAAUCUCCUUAUUCCCAACAAUAUUCCACAGCUGGCUCACAUUCAGGCUUCGAAGCACAGAGUGGACAGAACACCGCGGGCAUGCUGGAUGGUGAUCCAAAUCUCUCAACAGGAACCUUCCAGCAGCUCCGAUCUUUGCCUCAAGACGUUUUAUUGACAUUGAAAAGCAUCCAGCAUAAUCUUCCUGGAGUCCCUCACGAUAUUAGAGGCCAUCGCCCAACUGCAGCAAAAUCUGAUGAUGAGCUAGAGCUAUCGCCAGGAUAUACGGGAGCAUCCGCCCAAGUGCAAGGGACAGGCCCAUACAAGGGCGGUCAACAAGAACACACUAAUAGCAAGCCUUCUGCCACAUCUUCUUCAUCGGCCACUAUGCCCAGCGCCACGAAUGGGAAAUCCGGAUCCGAAAGUAGUGCGUCCUUUGGAGGAGACACUGACAGUAGCGGUAAAAGAAACUCCUCAAACAGCAACGCAGGGGCCGCUUUUAAGCCGAACUCUGCGCUGGAGUCAGGCCAGGAUACUCAGGUAGGCUCUACUUCGCCCACCCCUUCCUCCUCAGUGGAUAACCCUCAAUCAAAAAGGGUCGAAGAUAACACUUCGUUAGUGAAGAGCCCCAGAAAUUCUCCAAAUAUGCCCGGAAGCACUGGCGGCUCAAGCAGUGUAGAGUCCGCCUCGGUAGAACACAGCGAGUAG